AUGGCAGUGUUGGUGGUGGUUGGGAUUAUCUUAAUGAUGUCAGAGUUUGGAACUGCACAGUCGAACGACAGUACCAGUACUACACCCAUUAGAUUAUCCUGUGGGAGUAACGCUGCAAUGUCUUCAUCAAGCUUUUUCAGUAACCUUAACAAUACAAUUGAUCAACUCAGAAGUCAAUUAUUGAAUAACGAUGUAUUUUAUGCCAGAGCACAGAAUUUGAGGAAUCAGGACUCGGUGUAUGGAUUAGCUCAGUGCAGGAAUUACCUCUCCACGGCUGACUGUGUGGCUUGCUUUGAUGUUGCCGUAUCUGCAGUUGAAAGCUGCUCAUCUGUUAAUGGUGCUAAUGUCUUUCUCGAUGACUGCUUUCUCAGGUACGAGAACUUUGAUGAAUUCUAUGACAAUCCCCAAACAACCAUGGAUGUCGGUGUGGCUCCAACUGGGAUAUGUGGCAAUCAGUCAGCAUCUCAGCCAACAAUUUUUAACCAAACAGUGGAAGAACUUUUAUCAGAUAUUCAGAUUGCUGCCCCAAGAACUUCAAAUUUCUAUGUAGCAUCCACAAGGCAAGUCUCAAGUAGCAAUGCAACAAUAUAUGCUAUUGCACAAUGUGUUGAAAAUACAACCCAGGCCAUUUGCCAAAACUGCCUGGAUACAGCAUAUAACAAUCUCUAUAGUUGUCUCCCAAGUAUGGAAGGAAGGACUAUCGACUUGGGGUGCUUUAUGAGAUACUCUGAGACUCCAUUUUUUCAAGAUAACCAGACAACCAACAUCAUACCUUUCCUCCAUGAAGGGGGUUCAAGCAAAUUAGGUAUGAUAGUUGGAGCAAGUGUUGGUGUAGGUAUCUUUAUGCUUAUCCUUUCUUCGUCCUUUUGGUACAAACUACGGAAGAAGCCAAAAAGCGAUGAAGACGCAACUCAGUUACAAGGGGUAAAAAAUUACAGAUAUAAAGAUUUGCAAUCGGCAACUCAUAACUUCAGCGAAGAGUAUAGAGUAGGAAAAGGAGGCUAUGGUGAAGUAUUCAAGGCAAUUGUAGAUGAUGAGAAUGUAGUGGCGGUGAAGAAGCUUCAUGUAACUUAUGGUAAAGCAACUACAGAAUUCAACAAUGAGGUUGACCUUAUAAGCAAUGUACGUCACCGAAAUCUUUUGCGACUACUUGGAUGGUCUAACAACGGAUCCGAGCUACUACUUGUCCUAGAAUACAUGCCACAAGGCAGCCUUGACAAAUUCUUAUGGGGUGAAAAAAGAGGGACUCUAAAUUGGAGACAACGUUUUGACAUUAUCUUUGGGAUUGCUAGGGGUCUUGCUCACCUACACGAAGAAUUCCAUGUCAAAAUCAUUCAUAGAGAUAUAAAGUCAAACAACAUUCUCCUUGACGAUUAUUUUCAACCAAAAAUUGCAGAUUUCGGGUUGGCUAGGUUUCAACCUGAGGAUCAAUCUCAUGUUAUCACCCGGUUUGCUGGGACUUUGGGAUACACUGCACCAGAAUAUGCAACCCGUGGACACUUGUCAGAGAAAGUUGACACCUACAGCUUUGGAAUCGUGGCCUUAGAAAUCAUUAGUGGCCGGAGGUGUACUGAUGUCGAACUGGAUGGACUUGACAACCAUUACCUCCUUGAACAAGCAUGGCAGCUGUAUGAGAAAGAGAUACACAUCGAGUUGAUUGAUGAAACAUUAGAUCAAAAUGAGUAUGAAGAAGAGCAUGUGAUGAAGAUCAUAGAGAUCGCUUUGAUGUGCACUCAAUCACCUGUUACUUUAAGACCAAGCAUGUCAGAAGUUGUUUUGAUGUUGUCCAUUGGGCAAUCAUUGGGACAAAAACAGAUAACCAGGCCUACCUUCAUUCAUCCUGAUAGGAGGGUUCAUUUAGAUACCAAGGAAUUACAGAAGAGGUGA
Molecule: messenger RNA, 1887 nt
Organism: Cynara cardunculus var. scolymus (artichoke)
Lineage: Eukaryota; Viridiplantae; Streptophyta; Magnoliopsida; Asterales; Asteraceae
Product: cold-responsive protein kinase 1-like
Exons: 8
Coding region: 1-1887 (628 amino acids)
Biological process (GO): protein phosphorylation
Molecular function (GO): ATP binding; protein kinase activity
Source: RefSeq, a predicted model, not a curated record